Miniopterus natalensis is the source of this 5100-nucleotide messenger RNA. The record is from RefSeq and is a predicted model, not a curated record. NCBI's taxonomy places the organism in Eukaryota, Metazoa, Chordata, Mammalia, Chiroptera, Miniopteridae.
ACAUCAGACAAAGAACUCUACUUUUCAACUACAGCCGUGUGUAUCACAGAAGUUAUAAAGUUAUUGCUAAGUGUGGGAAUUUUAGCUAAAAAGCAAGUAACUACACUCUAGGAUACCCACUGUUAAUCACUGUCAAAACGUGUUAUGUAAAAUGCCAAACAUCUUUUAAGAUCGCAGCAACUAAAUUUGCUGCCUUCAGACAUUCAGGACUGUUGCUAUUGAGAAUGGCAGGCUGCCAGAGUGAUGGUGUUAAGGAAAUGUUCUUCCCCGUCUCCCCUUAAAAACAGUGCCUUGGUAACCUAGCCAAGGAUUUUAUGCCUCCUAGUAGUUCUCGUCAGAUCAGGAGCUGGAAGAAUGAGGCCUACUUUUGACCAAACAUAGGUCAGAAAGGAUUGGUUUCAGCCGUUUGAUAGGAAAUUUAGGGGGGGAGGCGGCCUCAGAAUCUCUGCAAUCAACAUGGAGCUUCAGAAUUUCUUCAGGUAACCAAAGGCUGCACAUAGAUUCUGUUUUAGUGAUAAAAAUCAUACAAAUUGUUCAAGUAGGAAAUUUAAUGGGAAAUACUACAUCUAUGAAAAUUAGUAUAUGCUUUUUGAUUAUACAUGCUCUUUCUCUUACCUAGCAAUGUCAUUUAUAGAAUUAAAUUUAAUAAAUUUGUUUUUAACAAAAGGUACUCAUUAAAGUACUUGGGAUUUGCUUUCUAAGAAAAUAUCAGCACGAAAAUAGAAGGAAAAAAAUGGCCUUUGGUUUUUGUUACUUUUUAUAGUAUACUCAGGCUGUAGUAUAUUUAGAAUUGAUCAUUUCUUUUUUUUCUACUUAAUAGUAAAAGGAUUGAUGAUCACUAGUGUUUUCUGGAAGAUGUAUUGCUGUUACUUUUUUUUUUUUUUUUUAACUAUAGUGAGUAAAGCUAAAUAUAAACUUUCAGAGCUGUAUUAAUACAUAUGUUAAAUUAAGCAGGAUUUAACCUGAUUAAUACUGAAAUCAUUUAUCUUUAAAACUUUCUGUGUACUAAUUCCCACAUAUUCUUUUUUAUCCUCCUAAAUUUCCUUAAUCUACUUUCUGAUCUUUUUUCUCUUAUUCCUGACCUUGUGUUUUUCUGUUAUUCCUGAGCUUGUGUUUUCUUUUACAAGUUCUUUUAGCAUCCUCUGAUAUUUUUUGUAACUUAUUUCAAAAUACCUUAUUUAUAAUUAUAUAAUAUUGAUGUAAUUCUAAGGUACUACAGUGAAACUUGAGUUUUCCAGUAGUUAGCAUUCUGGUAUAGCUUGGCUUCUUUAACAUCCACAUUAGCAAAGGAACCAGAAAAAGAUACUGCAGCUUUCCCAGCAGUGAAGAAGUAGUAGCUCCUAAGCACUGAACAGAAAAGGGUACAGUCAGAAGAGCCAAAGACCUGAAUGUUAAUCCAACACACUGUUCUCUACUGGUUUGUCAGACAUAGGGAAAGGAGUACUCAGAUUGGCUGGUGAUGUCUCAUAGGCCCUUCUUUUUAUGUGAAAGCUGGAAAGUGUGGAAGAGAUAAGGAGAAAAGUGACAGGGAGAAAAGGGACUACAGCAGCCUUUAUUAUUGGUGCAGAUAUGGUUAUUAGAAAAAGCAGUGAGAUCCUUAAGUAGCCAUAUUCCUAUAGGACAAAGGGUACCAGUGAUUAAAAAAGAAAAUCAACUAUAUUCUCUCAUUAGCCAAAAAUUAAUUUGAUACUGUUGAAGGCUGAGUAUCUCUAAUGGGUGAAUUCAAAUAGCAUUGCCCAUAGCAGUAGAUUAGGGAAAGGACAAAUAGCUGGUAUACUAGAGUUUGGGGAAUCUUAUGUGGGAGAUCAGUGGACAUGGAAGGAGGUAGAAUGCGGAAAUGGGUACAAAUGAAUACCUCUCAAGCUCCCUGGGGCAUUAAAAGUAAAGUACAGUGAAAGCAGUGUCCUGUACUUCACAAAAUCUUUAAGAUUUUAAUCUUUGCUCUCAUAUAGUUGCUUACUAGUGAGAAUUAUGACAUUAAGGAAAAUGGUCAGUUAUGUUUUCUAAUACAUCACCUUGCUAAGAUAGUUGGAUCUCUCUGAUUAUUUUAAUCUCUUUUUUCUCUUUAAUUUUUUUCUUCAAUUUUAUACUUGAGGGAAAACGUUCUUUGAAAAAUUCUUUAUACUCUUUAAGACAUUGAGAAAGCAAAUAGGACACCUUAGAUUUGCAUUAAAAGUAAUUAGAAAAAGAAUGUCAAAUGUUUAAAGGGCCCAUCUUCAGAUACCUGGAAACCCCUACUACGUAAAAUUUCUCAGUAGAGUGAUCUUUCUGGUAUUCUUUGCCUCUUCUGGAUAGAGUUUGUAGUCUCCCACCAAGCUGUUUGUGUUACUUUUCAGCAUAUAGACUUACCAUUGGAGCUGGCUGAAUUUGGCAACAGAGCAAGAUCUGUAACUGAGAAGGAUAUUUUUUGUUUCCAUGGCCCAGGCCAAACUUCCUGUCUUUCUAAAACAUUUUCUUGGGGGCUGGAGUGUUGUAGACUGGAUAGGUAUAGGUAGUCAGUUUAACAUUAUGGACCACCGUUAGAACAUUGGUGAUUAUUUUUGUAGGAAAAAAUUCAAUUAAUGACCAUCGAUUCUAAUAUGUUAACUGAAAAUGUAGAGGCUCAUUGUGACUAUCCUAAACUUUCAGUUGAAACAGGUCAACAAAGUAUUAUGGUCUUCUUAAGGAUAUUGUGAAUUGCAGUUAGGAUCCUUUUGAUAAAGUACUUUUUUUUGGUGUUGAUGCUUAUGAUUUACAGUGGGGGAAAUAAGCCAGAUUAUCUAGUUCCUCCUGAGGAAAAAUAAGAAUAGUUAAGGGCAUGCAUAAUCAAUAUGCAGUCAAGUAGUAAACUUUUAAUAUACAUUAUAGUUUUUUUUGUUGGUAUUAAUAAAUUUCUCACAAAAUUAUAGGUAUGUACUUGAGUUUUAUGAGAAUAUGCUUAGAUUUAUUGUCUAAUACACUUUAUAAGCACCGAGCAAAUUUGCAAAUGAUAUUGACCUGAAUCCAUCAAUUCCUAUCCCAAGUAACUUCCAUAGCUACCAAAGCCUUUUUCUUUUGUUUACUAUUAAAUUUUUUUAUACAUUUUUAAAAAAACCUUUAAAAAUGGAUAUGCAGCCUGAGUAAAAAAUAAUCAGGGUGAACUUGAUGUAAUGACAGUUAAAGUGUCAGGGGUUAAGUUUUUAUAGGUAAUAAUCAGUAUUUCUGGUUCCCUGUUGUUUCAUUAUUUAAUAUACUCAAAAACUCCUGGAACUUUGACCACAGGUUGACGAUGGUAAAUCUGAUUGUUUUCAUAUUUUCCCAAGUAGGACUUAUAGUUGUUUUUCUUUUAUGCAUUUGUUGGUGUAUUCCUUUUAAUCUAAAAUUAGUUGAAAAUUAUAAAACAAAGUAAGUUUGCUAAAUUACAUCAAUGGACUUGAUAUAGCUACACUAUGACUGAAGAAUUCUUAUCAAAAGGAUGUUCUUUAAUUUUCCUCAAUUCCUUCUCAUUUCUCCCUUUUGUUUUCAAAGAGAAACUGGUAGUCUGGGCAGAUUCAAGACAUCUUUAAGAGACAAUGUCUUGGGGAGCCCCAAAGAACUGCUGAAGUUAAGUGUGCCAUCGUUAGUGUAUGCUAUUCAGAACAAUAUGGCUUUCCUAGCUCUUAGCAACCUGGAUGCAGCAGUGUACCAGGUGACCUACCAAUUGAAGAUUCCCUGUACUGCUUUAUGUACCGUUUUAAUGUUAAACCGGACACUCAGCAAAUUACAGUGGAUUUCAGUUUUUAUGCUGUGUGGUGGAGUCACACUUGUACAGUGGAAACCAGCCCAAGCUACUAAAGUCAUGGUGGAACAGAAUCCAUUGUUAGGGUUUGGAGCUAUAGCUAUUGCUGUAUUGUGCUCAGGAUUUGCAGGAGUGUACUUUGAAAAAGUUUUAAAGAGUUCAGACACUUCCCUUUGGGUGAGAAACAUUCAAAUGUAUCUAUCAGGGAUUGUUGUGACAUUAGUUGGCGUCUACUUGUCAGAUGGAGCUGAAAUUAAAGAAAAAGGAUUUUUCUAUGGUUACACAUAUUAUGUCUGGUUUGUCAUCUUUCUUGCAAGUGUUGGAGGCCUCUACACUUCUGUUGUGGUCAAGUACACAGACAAUAUCAUGAAAGGCUUUUCUGCAGCAGCAGCCAUUGUCCUUUCCACCAUUGCUUCAGUGCUGCUGUUUGGAUUACAGAUAACACUCACCUUUGCUCUGGGUGCUCUUCUUGUAUGUGUUUCUAUAUAUUUCUAUGGAUUACCCAGACAAGACACUACAUCCAUCCAACAAGGAGAAACGGCUUCAAAAGAGAGAGUCAGUGGUGUGUGAUUUCAGCCUCAAUCGCGAUUCCACUAAGAUUAAACCAUUUGCAUUAAACUAGAGCCUUAAAUCAAUCCCAGAAGAUAGCUUAAACAAACAAGAAUAACAAAUUAACUGUGUGGCAUUUAAAGAAUUAAGAAGAAAGCUAUCUUGAAUGGAUUGCUACAAAGAUUUAAUGUGACCUGGUUGGGGUCAACCCAUUUUUGUUUUAGAAUGAAGGGAUUUUUUUUAUUGUAUAUAGAAUGUAUAUAAAAGUAUGGAGAUGAUAUGUUGGUAAAAAAUCACAUGAGGCUAUAAUAUUCAAGUAUCAAGGUUUGGGACAAUGUUAAAGUGCCAAAGCCAUUUCUGUACUAACUGCUCUCUUGUUCAGGUACCAGGGGAGAAGGACGACCCCUCCUUGUUCCCCAAUUCAUGUACGUAUUUUGUCCCAACAGCAGUAAAGACCUAGAUCUUUUCUUAUGCGAGACAAAAACAAGACAGGCUAGUCAGAAAUAAAUUGAAUGUGCAUCUUAUUCAAACUGAAUAUUUCAUAACCCAGACAAUGAUUCCUGGGUGGUGGGUGGUGACUGAGUACUCCUUUUAAGUGCUGUGUUUGUGCCAUUCAUUGUCUGGAUUCAUGUUUCUUUGCUGUUAGAUGAUGUACUUUUCUUCAAAAAAUAUUUCUAAUGUCACUUUUGUACUUUUUUUAUAAAGUAUGUUUAGCUGUGGGGCUCUCAAUAAUUUAUGAAAUUCUGUGUUUUUAAAAAAUUUCUAUGUUAAUAGGGAAAUUCAGCAAUAAACUUCAUAUGAAAUUUGUUUGAUCA